GCCAUGCCCAACAUCGUGCUCUUCAGCGGUAGCUCGCACCAGGACCUGUCCCAGCGCGUGGCCGACCGGCUGGGCCUGGAACUGGGCAAGGUGGUCACUAAGAAAUUCAGCAACCAGGAGAUCAGCGUCGAGAUCGGUGAAAGUGUGAGGGGCGAAGAUGUCUACAUCAUCCAGAGUGGCUGUGGAGAAAUCAAUGACAACCUGAUGGAGCUCCUCAUCAUGAUCAACGCCUGCAAGAUGUCAUCAUCUAGGGUGACUGCCAUAAUCCUGUGUUUUCCAUACGCCCAACAGGAUAAGAAGGACAAGAGCCGAGCUCCGAUUUCUGCAAAACUUGGGGCCAACAUGCUCUCGGUCGCUGGGGCCGAUCACAUCAUCACCAUGGACCUGCAUGCUUCUCAGAUCCAGGGCUUCUUUGACAUCCCGGUGGAUAACCUGUACGUGGAGCCCGCCGUCCUGCAGUGGAUCCGAGACAACAUUGCUGAGUGGAGGAACUGUAUCAUUGUCUCGCCCGACGCCGGGGGAGCCAAGAGGGUCACAUCAAUUGCAGACAGGUUGGAUGUGGAAUUCGCCUUGAUUCACAAAGAGAGGAAGAAAGCAAAUGAAGUGGACUGGAUGGUUCUGGUGGGCGACAUGGAGGACCGCGUGGCUAUCCUCGUGGACAACAAGGCUGACACCUGUGGUACCAUCUGCCACGCCGUGGACAAGCUGCUCUCCGCCGGAGCCACCAAGGUUCAUGCUAUCCUUACACACAGGGUCUUCUCUGGGCCAGCUAUUUCCAGAAUAAACAACGUCGCCUUUGAGGCUGUUGUCGUCACAAACACCAUUCCACAAGAGGACAAAAUGAAACACCGUCCCAAGAUUCAGGUCAUUGAUAUCUCGAUGAUCUUGGCAGAGGCGACCCGAAGAACGCACAACGGUGAAUCCGUGUUCUACCUGUUCAGCCACGUCCCGCUAUAG
Molecule: messenger RNA, 957 nt
Organism: Nyctereutes procyonoides (raccoon dog)
Lineage: Eukaryota; Metazoa; Chordata; Mammalia; Carnivora; Canidae
Product: ribose-phosphate pyrophosphokinase 2-like
Biological process (GO): ribonucleoside monophosphate biosynthetic process; 5-phosphoribose 1-diphosphate biosynthetic process; purine nucleotide biosynthetic process
Cellular component (GO): ribose phosphate diphosphokinase complex; cytoplasm
Molecular function (GO): ribose phosphate diphosphokinase activity; magnesium ion binding
Source: RefSeq, a predicted model, not a curated record